AUGCAUAAACAACGAUUAAUUAUUUUUUGUGUUCUUAAGAUCAUUAUAUAUUAAAAUUUGAGGAUGUUUCAACUUAAUCAAAGUCAUAUUAAGUACCACAAUCAAUUUGGUGCCACUUCUGCAGUGUAUUUCUCAUCGCAACAAACUCAGAGAGACAAACCUUCAUAGACAAGAGACGGGUCUGAAAUCAAAUAGUUGAUUUAAUAUCCAGCUUCUCAAAUAGUUUAUGGUCCAUCAAUGAAAUUCAAUUCGCCAGUGCAUAGCAACAUAGCCUUUCGCAAAACAUCAAAAGAGUUAAAUAUUACAAUAGAGGAUUCUACGAUGUGCCAAUAAUUACGCUAACCAUCUCCAACUGUCAAAAAACAAAGAGAACAGAUGGAAAAGGAUUGGAAUAAAUUGAUUGACAAAUCUAAGAGUCUCUAAGAUAAUUUAGUAUUGCUAAAAAAUAAUAUCAGUAUGAAUCUUAACAAAAAGUAAUCAGAUCAACGUUAAACCAAAGAAUCAACAUCUACAGCUGCUGGUUUAUCAUCAAGGAUGAAAUUGCAGAAAGUAAAUGUCUCCUGUAAAUUAAACUCUCCAUUUAAGGUUCAACCGAAAAUAGCAGCAUGUAAGAGUUUAAGUCACAAUGCAUUUGGCAAUCUUAAAUUUACUGCAAGUGCUGGUAAAAACCCAACUGUGUUAAACACUACAAGUGCUAUUAAUUAUGUCAAUAAGAACAACAAUUACGUUAAGAAGUUAUUGGAUGAGCAUCAAACUCAAAAAGUGAUUACCUAAAAUCUAAUGCCAAAAUAAACUAAUCCCCUUUAUAUUUAAAUAGAAAAUAAGUUGAAAUUAAAAAUAGGGGCAUUCUUGGGAAGGGGUAAAUUUAGUGAUGUUCAUAUGGCUAUUGACAAUAGGACUGGACUUGUUUUUGCAUUAAAAAUUAUCAAAAAGUAAACUGUUAUUGAGCAUUAAAUGCAAGAAUAAUUAGCAAGAGAAAUAGUGAUAUAAUCCAAAUUAUCCCAUCCAAACAUAGUCAAAAUGUUUGGGCAUUGUUACGAUCAAUAAUAUAUAUACAUGAUGUUAGAGUUCUGCAAUAAUGGAGAGUUAUUUCAGCAUCAAUAUAAGUAGCCUAAUAAAAGACUCAGUGAAAAGGAGGCUAGCAAUUUAAUAAUGCAAAUUCUCUCUGCCAUUCAAUAUAUGCAUAAGUAAGGAUUUAUGCAUAGGGAUUUAAAAACGGAAAACAUUUUAUUAUCUCUUAAUUACAUUAAAUUAUGCGAUUUUGGUUGUGUUAGAGAAAUACCUAAAUUCGAAGACAGAAGGAAUACCUUUUGUGGCACUGUAGACUAUAUUGCACCAGAAGUAAUCAAGGAUGAAGGUUAUGAUGAAAGAUGCGAUGCUUGGCAAAUUGCUAUUUUGGCUUAUGAGCUUGUGGCUGGAAAUACUCCAUUUUCAGAAUUUCCAAGAGAUGAUGAAGCCAUUAUGGAAAACAUUUUAAAGAAUAAAUUUGAUCUUCCUAAUUUCUUCUCAUCUGCUUUGAAGGAUUUUGUUAAGAGAGGGUUACAACAAAGUCCAGAUUAGAGAAUAUCUAUUGAUUAAAUGCUGUUACAUAAGUGGAUUAUUGAUAAUAACAAGGCUACAGAUAGAGAAUAUGCAUUUUGA
Molecule: messenger RNA, 1641 nt
Organism: Paramecium tetraurelia
Lineage: Eukaryota; Ciliophora; Oligohymenophorea; Peniculida; Parameciidae
Exons: 4
Biological process (GO): regulation of cytokinesis; protein phosphorylation; mitotic spindle organization
Cellular component (GO): chromosome passenger complex; spindle pole centrosome; spindle midzone
Molecular function (GO): protein kinase activity; ATP binding
Source: RefSeq, a predicted model, not a curated record